Molecule: messenger RNA, 1473 nt
Organism: Fusarium vanettenii 77-13-4
Lineage: Eukaryota; Fungi; Ascomycota; Sordariomycetes; Hypocreales; Nectriaceae
Exons: 12
Coding region: 1-1473 (490 amino acids)
Molecular function (GO): sarcosine oxidase activity; flavin adenine dinucleotide binding
Source: RefSeq, a predicted model, not a curated record
AUGCUUUCCCACGACUCCGAGAUCAUCAUCGUUGGAGGUGGUGUUUUCGGCCUGAGCAGCGCUUUAUGGCUCGCGCGCGGUGGCUACAGAAACAUCACCAUCUUCGACCGAUGUGCCUUUGACAAGAACGGAUAUGACCCUUCAAGGGGCUGCGAUGGCGCUUCGGCAGAUAUCAACAAGGUCUUUCGCAUGGCUUACGCUGAGAGGACAGACUAUCAAGACCUGGCCAUCGAGGCGAGAAAUUUCUGGCUCUCGUGGAACAAGGCAAUCACCGAGGCCAACAGUACCGAUCUUCCAGAGGGUUUGACUCCAGAAGACAAGCUCUUCUACAUCUGCGGAUCAUAUUUCCUCGCCGAGGGUCCAGAGCUGCGCGACUACUAUGCAGACAGUCUGAAGACGAUGGAGAAGACGGCGCCAGAAUUCCGCAAGAUGCAAUUUGGAAACACCCAAGACGAGAAAAGGCUGGGGCAAAUUGAUUCCAAGUGGGUUGAAAAGUAUCACAUCAUUGACAGGAUCAACGGCGGGAACACCAAUGGCUUCAUCGACAUCCAGGGAGGCAUUACCAUCGCUGACAAGGCUUGCAUCUAUGCAAAGUUCCUCUGUGAGCAAGUCGGAGUCAAGUUCGUCCUGGGCAAUCCCCAGGGCAAGCUCUCCAGCCUCAUCGUCGAGAACGACGGCUUGAACAAGAGGGUGGCUGGAAUCAAAACGUGUGAUGGGCUUCGUCACUUCGGAGACUUGGUCAUCGUCGCUGCUGGCAGCUGGACUGCAUCCAUCAUUCCGGAAGCUCACCAGACUGUCGAGGCAACUGCAGGAACUGUCAUGUUUGUCGACAUUCCAAAGCACCGACAGGACCUCUGGAAGAAAUUCCACCCUGACAACUACCCCGUCUGGUCUUAUCGCAGGGGAGAAGGGGAAGAACAUUGUGCUGACCCUCAUGCUAGUUACUACCAAGGCGGCGGAUUCCCCAUCUCCAAGGAAGGGAGACUCAAGUUUGGCUUUCGGGGCCGUAAAUUCACCAAUUUCCAAGCUCACCCAACACAGCCAGACCUCCGUAUUUCCACUCCACGAACAAAGUACACGGAGAAGCGCAUCAACACGGUGCCUCUGUACGGCCUUUCGCGGAUGAAGGAAGUCAUUGCUCAGGCAUUUCCUGAGUUGGCCGAGUUUGGUUUUACAGACAGCAGACUAUGCUGGUACACUGACAGCAUUGACAACGACUACGUGAUUGAUUACGUGCCGGGAUAUUCCGACUCCCUCUUCAUCUGCACAGGAGGCUCUGGACAUGCCUUCAAGUUUCUCCCAGUGCUCGGAAAGCAUGUCAAGAAUCAAAUCGAGCGCGUCCCUGACCAGUUCACACCUGUCUGGAAGUGGCGAGUUGCCCAGCAGGGCAAGCCGAACAACGGUUUGUCAGAGGGAGAGGAUGGCCCGAGAGAGAUGUCCAAGCUCGAGAUGGCUUCAGGUAGGUGCCUCUGA